GGCGGCCGGGCCCAGGCGUUUCCGGUGUGGCGGGCGCGUCGCGAGCGGUCGGUUGGAGGCGCCGGUAGCCGGUAACCGGCGGCCGAGCGCGCUGCGCUGCCCCGCUCCGCCUCACCCGGACACGGCAAUGUCGGACAGAGCGGACGGGCCCGCGGGGGGCCCCCCCGGCUCGCCCACCCGCGACUCCGCCGGUGACUCCGAGCCGCGGAUCAUCAAAGUCACAGUGAAGACUCUCAAGGAGAAGGAGGAGUUCGCCGUUUCCGAGACCAGCAGCAUCCGGCAGUUCAAGGAAGAAAUCUCUAAGCGUUUCAAGUCCCACAUUGAUCAGCUUGUUUUGAUAUUUGCUGGAAAAAUUUUAAAAGAUCAAGAUACUUUGACUCAGCAUGGAAUUCAUGAUGGACUCACUGUUCACCUGGUUAUCAAAACACAAAACAGAUCACAAGACCCCCCAACUCAGCAGGCAAACACCACUGGGAGUACUCCUACCACAUCAACAUCAAGCAGUAGCACCUCAACACCAGCAUCAACAAAUAGUAAUCCAUUUGGCUUGGGUGGCCUUGGAGGUUUGGCAGGCCUGAGUAGCCUGGGCUUAAAUACUCCAAACUUCUCGGAGUUGCAAAGUCUGAUGCAACGACAACUUAUGAUCAACCCAGAAUUGCUGAUUCAGAUGAUGGAGAGUCCAUUUGUUCAGACAAUGCUUUCAAACCCCGACCUGAUGAGGCAGUUAAUUAUGGCUAACCCUCAAAUGCAGCAAUUGAUGCAGAGAAAUCCAGAAAUCAGUCACAUGCUGAAUAAUCCAGAUAUAAUGAGACAGACACUAGAACUUGCUAGAAACCCCGCAAUGAUGCAGGAAAUGAUGCGAAACCAGGACCGAGCGUUGAGCAACCUUGAAAGUAUACCAGGGGGAUACAAUGCCUUGCGGCGUAUGUACACAGACAUUCAGGAGCCAAUACUGAAUGCAGCACAGGAACAGUUUGGAGGUAACCCAUUUGCUUCUUUAGUAAGCAAUGCAUCAGCAGGAGGGAACAAUCAGCCAUCUCGUACAGAAAAUAGAGAUCCUCUGCCAAAUCCGUGGGCUCCUCAGUCCAGCUCACAGACUUCCACAACAAAUACCACCACUACUGGAGAGAGCAGUGACAGCAGCAAUGUUGAAAAUAGCACUUCAGGCACAACAGGACAGAGCUCAACUCGGCCGAAUUUGGGACCUGGGCUUGGAGCUGGUAUGUUCAACACACCAGGAAUGCAGAGCUUAUUACAGCAGAUAACAGAAAACCCACAACUUAUGCAGAAUAUGUUGUCUGCACCAUACAUGAGGAGCAUUAUGCAAUCAUUAAGCCAGAAUCCUGAUCUUGCAGUACAGAUAAUGUUGAAUAAUCCUAUAUUUGUUGGAAAUCUUCAACUUCAGGAACAAAUGGUACAACUACUUCCAACUUUGCUUCAGCAAAUAGACGAUCCUGACGUAUUAUCAGCUAUGUCAAACCCCAGAGCAAUUCAGGCUCUGAUGCAGAUUCAGCAGGGCUUGCAUACAUUAGCAACAGAAGUACCGGGGCUUCUACCAGGGUUUAAUCCUGAUUUGGGUGGAGUGGGAAGCAGCGGAGCUCCUACAGCAUCCACUGUACCUAGUUCUGUUUCCUCUGAAAAUACAAGUCCAGCUUCAGGAACUGCUGAACCUGGUCACCAGCAGUUUGUCCACCAGAUGUUGCAGGCACUUGCUGGUGCAAAUGCUCAGGUGUGCAGGUCCCUGCCAGGACCCUGCUCCAGCACAGGUUUCUCAUGGGGUGACAGCCUCCUCUCAGGCAUACACCUGCUCCAGCCUGGGGCUCCUCCACCAGCUGCAAGUGGAUCUCUGCAUCCCCAUGGACUUCCAUGGACUGCAGGGGCACAGGUGCCUCACCAUGGGCCACACCAUGGGCCACAGGGGAAUCUCAGGUCUGGUGCAUGAAACACCUCCUCCCUCUCUUUCUCCAGUGACCUUGGUGUCUGAAGAGUUGUUCCUCUCACGUGUUCUCACCCUGUUCUUUUCUGGCCGCAGUUACAUCUAUGCAAUCAUAUUCCCCCCUCCUUCUUAAAUCUGUUUUCACAGGAGCAUUACCACCAUUUCUGAUUGGCCCAGCCUUGGCAGCAAUCCCCAUCUGUCUGAGAGUCAGCUGGGAUUGGUGCUACAGGGGGUGGAGGAAGUUUCCAGCAGCUUCUCACAGAAGCCACCCCUGUAGCCACCCUCCUUCCCCAGUUACCACAACCUGGCAAAAUAAAAUAAAUAAUAUUAAUAAAAAAAUCCAAAACAUAUAUCACUUUAUAGUUGAGGUGGCAGGCAGCUUUUGCCUGUAUAGAUAACUUGUACAGUUUGGGAUUGAUAGCAUUUCAUUUUUAUUUCCUCAUUUUAGCACUGAAAAAUGUUUAUGCUGUAGUAGGUACAGUAUUUACACAGCAUGCUACCAGUUGUGCUUAGCAUAAAGUCAUGAGGAUGUAUAAUGCAUGUAUCUUGCAUAGAUAUUUUGUGCGUAGAGAUAGAGAAAGCAAUUUCUAACUCCAGGUGUUUCCUUCUUAGUUUUUGUUGCAUUUCCUAAAUACAUUUCAAAAUACACACAGAGCACUGGCAUCCAGAUAAGCUGUGCUAAAUAUUAAUAGCCUGCCCAACUAACCUGAAUAUGACAUCCCUAGAAUAGUGGUGUUAGUUUAAAAACAAUAUAAAACCCAAAAAAUAUUCGAUCAUAACAAAAGGACCAAAUGAAACCAAACUCAAGUAAAUUAAAUGUUGUAGAAUGUAAAUGUUGUGUUUGGGCAGGUAUUGUUCUGCUCCCUUUUUCUUCUACUGCACAUGUGCACAGCUUGAUAAAAUCUGAGAGUAGUAUUAUGUGCUUAGUAUUGCAAUAAUUCAUGUCUUAAUCUAUUAAUUUGUAAUGCACAGAACAUAACUAAACAGAAAGAAUGCUUUGUUGUCUUUCAGAAUAGCAGGUAACAGACAACUGAUUAGCUUGACAACAACCUUCUUUGAAGCAUCUUUUAAGUAAAAGCAAAAUGUAAAUAUAUUAAAAGUGUAAGGGAAGGAAAUAUUCCCAACAUAGAAGCAAAGACUGAGAAAUACCCUGACCUGAUUUGAAGAAGCUAAACUGCCUGUAAGUAUGAACUUUGUUUUAGAAGCCUUCCAAAAUCCAAGCUGCUUACAUAAGACUCUCUGAAAGAGAAUUAUUUUUAACUGCUGAGUACAAUUUUUUUGUUGGUGGUGGAAGUGGUGAAGCCACUUUGAGAGUAUUCUAUAAAUGCGGACAAGUAGGUCUGAAAAUCAGUUUGGUCUUCUCAGAACUCACACUUAAAAAAAAAAAAAAAAUUGAAGGUCUGUUUGUAUCUGUGUGUGACAGGAUGCAACUGCUGUAGAGUGUCCUGUUCUGGCUUUAUUGUGUGUGAAAGAAGUAAGCAUAAAUACGUAUUUUAUACUGGGUACAUUAGUCAACUGCUUGUAAAAUGGUGUAUUGGAAAAGAUGAAGACUUCAUUAACAGCAGAGGUGCCACAGGAGGGUGCUGUAUCUGUGAUUUUCAUAGCUACAAAAUUUGUACAGGUCUGACAAGUCACUUGAUCUGAAGGGGUCUCUGAAAUUUGAGGGUAUUAAGCAUACAGACAUCCCUGUCUCUUGCACUUACUUAACUUGGCUUCUAUGUCUUCAGCUUGCAGUUUCAGUAGACUGAAACUGGUAACUGCUUGGUAUUCUCGCUUCAGGUCACAAAUAAACAGGAAAACACCAUGUCUGGGUAGGUUAAUGCCUAAAAUCCCAACUCAGUGUCUAAAAAUUGCUGCUUUCAGUAAGGUAAUGCCCAUUUAUUGCACUAAUAUAAGCACAGUAGUUUGUCUACUAAACCACAAAGCCCUUACUAGUGAGAACCAUGACUAAUGUUUUUCAACUACUUACCCAGGUAAAAAUUGCACUAAAGACGCUUUCGAACAUGAGGUACUUUUCUACAAGAGUUCAUCUAUAUCCCAAGGUUAAAAAACAAAAAACAAAAAAACAAAGAAAAAAAAAAAAAAGGCAUGACAUACUAAAAAUAAUCCAUGUGUGACAGCACAUGGAGAUGUCUCCAUUUGGACAAGACUCAAAUCUUUCUUACUAAUAAAAACUUCAGAAGCUAUCUGGAGUUUUUAUAACAUUAAGCUGAAAAGGCAUGACAUGACAUGAAGUACUUUUUGAAAAAUACCUUGGUGGUAAAAAAGGACUUUAACCUUAAAUUCUGUGAGCUAAGUGACUGAUUGGGUAUUUGGAGUUUUCUUCUAAUCUUCAUCAAAAAAGAUGAGAAAAAUACAUAUUAGGAAUAGUCUGAUCAAAAGCUUUAAAGCAAUUGCAUUGACAUGCACUGAGGUGCCCACCAGCACUGGGAAGUGAAGGAAAAGGUCCAACUGCAAAAAGUUUUCAAAACUAAGGAGAUGUCUCUCAACCUUGCAUUCAGUACUUUAAAUCACUGGUUGACUCACACUUGACUGCAAUGUGUACAUUUGUACAUGAAAGCUCUAAGUUCAGAGUCAGUAUGAUGCCACUUAAGCUGUAUUUCUAAAGCUUUUCAUUCAAUUAAAUUUUGUAUAUUGCAUCGUCACCACUACCUUUUUCUUUUCUCACAUUUUUCAGCUUGGUGGCCAAUGCAUACAUAAGAGAUCAGUAAAGUUCUCAUGUAGUCAUAAGUGCUCUGGUGAGGUCAACAAGGAUACAAACACAGAACCUACAACUCGAUGAAAAUCCAGCAGUGAGACAAGAAUAGUGUCAUGUAUGGAACUUCAUCAUGCAUGUUCCUGCCUCUUCUAGGAAAAUUAUGUUAUUUUUAACAAAGCUGUAAGUUAUUUAAUCUUGUAAUAGCAGAUAUGCCCAUCUCAGUGUCUGACAGAGUAAAUAUUAAAAUUUAGAAAAUAAAUUAUUCUGUGUGACCCUUGCCAGGAUCCUCAAAAGCAGGCUCUUACUAAAAGGAGAAUUUUAACUUCAUAGAGUGAAGGGCUUAAAAAGUUAACAGGUUUUGCAAAUUACAUCUUGUAUGUCUUACAGAGCCAUGAUUAAAAAAAGGAGUAGUAAACCAGCUCUUAAAAAUAAGUUGGUUUGAUUUAAUAAUCAAUUUAAUAAUUAAAAUCCUGUCUCAUAGCCUUGCUAUCCUUCAGGGAAUUUCUGUAUGUGUCAUUCAGAAAAUUACUCUGGCAAAGCCUCACCCUGAAGAAUGGCACUCUCAAUCAGUAGCAGUAUUUCUGGGAGAGAUUUUUCUAUACUGACAGUAAUGAAGUUUUCUGGUGCACUGGGUGGCUCUAGAGUAUCAAACUGAGACUGGAGAAGUUCACGUGGCAUAAAAUGACCUCUCCGCUUCUCCAGGCGGCCAGCAAUGAUGUCCUUAGGUCCAUCCAAAUGAACAAAGAGGAUCUUCAGUGCUGGGUUGUCUCCUGGUUGCUCUGUCUGGUUGCUUUCAAUUGCAGAUGUUCCACCACUUAACACACACCUGUACAUCUUCUUCAGUGCAGAACAAGCCAGAAUUGUAUCUUGUCUAGAUGUGUCUUCUCUAUUAAAAAAAAAAAAAAAAAUACAAAAACCUUUACAUAUCUACAUGUAGCAUAACAAAAAUGGCUUGUUAGUUCUGCUGAACAAGGCAGACAUGCCCUAGCUCCUCAAGAAGGUCAGCCAUGGGAGUAGAGGCAUUUUGACAGUGAUUUUGACAGGAUUUUGAAACCAAAUUUCCAGUCCAGGUAAAGAUGUGAUUUGAAAGUGAGGCCAAGCUAGCCAGCCUUCUGGUAAAAUCUCAGUCUUAGGGACCUUUUCUAUUAGCUACCAUUCUUUCCUAGAUUAAAUUCAAUUCUAGCACAAGGAAGUGUCAAGCUCAUUUCUUUAAUUGCUGAGAACAGGAACUAAAUAUCCAUAGAAACACCUGUCCCUUGUCUAUAAAAUUACUAUACUGUUCUCUCUAAAGGUAAGGGGCUGAUAAGCAAUACAGACCACUGUUCUUAAAUACACAAUAUUUUCAACACCCGCUGUCACUGUCUCAGAUUUAACUGUAAUUUAUGUUUCCUGCAACUCAUUGGUAGCAUUGCAUCUAUACUCACUUCAGCUUAAGCAAGGGAUUGCAGUUCAGUGAAUGUGUUGCAUAUGUAUUUUCUGCUGACAAGGUUUUUUUAAAUAAAGCAUUUAACUCUG
Molecule: messenger RNA, 6149 nt
Organism: Taeniopygia guttata (zebra finch)
Lineage: Eukaryota; Metazoa; Chordata; Aves; Passeriformes; Estrildidae
Gene: UBQLN1
Product: ubiquilin 1
Biological process (GO): ubiquitin-dependent protein catabolic process
Cellular component (GO): cytosol
Molecular function (GO): polyubiquitin modification-dependent protein binding
Source: RefSeq, a predicted model, not a curated record